GGGGAAGAGACGCCUUCUGACCCGAUCAGAUGAAAAGAAGAAGAGAGAGAGAGAGAGAGAGAGAGAAAGAGAAUAAGGAAAGGGAAAUCAGCUUCCGAUUCCGAGAUAUUUUAUUCAGUGCAAACAUUUCUUUUCUUUUUCAUUUUCGUUUUUUCAUUUGUUAUUUUUCAAAAUUGCUUCCCCUCUUCUUAUCUUCUUAUUAAUCUUCCUCUUCGCCCUUUCACCUAGCUAUAAUCAUCUAAAAAGCAUUUUUGAGAAACGCAUGCAUCCCCCCCUCCCCUUCCCUUCUGCCUAACCUAAUACCUAAUAACACCUGUGCCCCCGUGUCUGAUCAGCUAUCACUCACCACCCUGCAAGCUGAUUCACAGGGCCCUUACAUUCACCAACUAUCCAACCCCCCUCCCCCCUCCCCUUUUCCCCGGCCCAACUUCCCGAGUGUCUCUUGCAGGUUUCCCACGUUGUGUCUUCCCAAACCCACAAGCCUAUAUAUACUGCCAUCGCGCACAAGAUUCCGGUUACAUACUUCUUAUCUACUGUGGUCGAUAACAGCAUAUAACUCUCUUCCGCAUCCCAGUGGGCGGCCAUGCUGCGGACAGCGCCCUUCGCCGCUCCCAAGGGAGGAGCUCUCUGGCUACUCUUGUUCCUGGCAGUCGCCGUUCUCGCACAUGGUGACAAUGAUGCCGCGCAUGGCAAUACGGAUAUGGGCAUGGGCCAUGGUCAUGGUGAUGGUGGUGGUGGUGGACCGCACAGCUCUAACGGACAUAGUAAUAGCACGCCGUCAUCGUCACCAUCAUCCAACAGCUCUAGCCCCAUGAGCUACUUCGCGUAUCAGAAACAUGCAGGCUCCAUAAUAGCCCAUGUCGUCCUGAUGGUUAUCGCGUGGUUCUUCAUACUGCCAAUUGGUGUCAUGUUAAGCGUCGCCCGAUCGCGACUUGCCUUACCUGCGCAAUUCGUUUUCCUCAUCGUAAACGCCUUAGGGUUACUACUAGCAGCGGUGUAUAACAGUCAAGUACCUAAUCUAUACGAAAACAACGUACAUAACAAGAUCGGCUGGAUCGCGACCUGGGUUAUGGUCGCGGAGGUUGUCAUGGGCCUUUUGUUUGCGUAUUCCGGCGGUCGUCAGGGCGCCGACACGUACACUGGCCCGUCCUACGAACGAGUUGCUUUCCUCCCCGUGCCAACUGCGGAGGAUGCGCAGAACGAGACUUACCCUGCCGGCCCUUACCAUCAGUACCGCUGGUCUGGCGACAGCGGUCAAGGCACUGAACGCAACUCCUCCUCCCUGCGGAGCCGCAGCUGCUCUCCAGAACGUGGCCGACGAAUGUCUCGACCAGGCGAUCAUGAUGAGUUUGAUGAGAAACCUGAGGAUGAAACCAAUGAUGGCGAAAUGCCUAUGGUGCCAGGAGCCAACCGGUUCUUCUGGAGUGGUUUUGUGGAUAAAUUCCUCUCGAGACGGGUCCCUGGAAUGCUCUCUAGGCGCGCGCUUAACAUCAUGAAUGUUUUCUAUGUCGUCAUCGAGAGAACCAUUCUAAUUCUUGGUUUCAUCGCGAUAGCGACUGGAGCUGUGGUUUAUGGUGGUAUCUUCCGGGAUAAUGACAUCUUCAACGGUCUUGCCCAUUUUAUCAAGGGAGGGAUCUUCUUCUGGUAUGGGUUGCUCACGCUUGGUCGCUGGAUGGGAUGUUUUGCAGAUUUUGGCUGGGCUUGGAACAUCAAGCCGUCACGUGCCAUGGUGGGGAGAUUGCGGGCCUGCAUCCCGUCAGGGGAAUUUACAGAAUCCUUUGUUAUCUUCUUAUACGGCGCAAGCAACGUCUUUCUCGAACAUCUGGCAGCAUGGGGCAAAUCAUGGACUGCGCAGGAUUUGGAACAUGUGUCGAUCUCUGUCAUGUUCUUUGGCGGCGGUUUGUGUGGUAUGCUGGUUGAAUCGAAACGAGUUCGAGACUGGAUGAAUGCUGCUAUUUAUUCCCCUACUGCUCCUACAGAAGGCUUGCCGUCAGAAUCUGUCGAAGUGCCAAAGACUCAACGGGUGCCCCUCAACCCUAUCCCUGCACUAAUCAUCCUGCUCCUUGGCUUGAUGAUGAGCUCACACCACCAGUCGAGUAUGGUGUCCACCAUGGUGCACUCUCAGUGGGGAAUGCUCCUGGUUGGAUUCUCUAUUGCUCGAGGUGUGACAUACGUCAUUCUCUGCCUUAAACCACCGACUUCGCUGCUGCCCUAUCGACCACCUUCGGAACUUAUUGCUUCCUUCUGCCUCAUUUCCGGAGGUCUCAUUUUCAUGCUGAGUACAAGGAACGUUGUUGAGGCAAUGGAACAUUACGACCUUCACUCCAUGUUCGUAUUCACAGUUGCCAUGGGUUUCACAGCUUUCAUAAUGGCGUGGGAAAUCUUGUGUAUCUCACUCAAGGCAUGGGUUACUAAGAAACCAGCGCUCGCCGUCCCACCCCCAGCUGACACGUACCGGUUCCCUGCUUAGAGAAGCAGGAGAAGGAAAAGAAGACAGAAAAAAAAAAUGAUGAAAAGCAACGUCCCAAUUUCAUUCCCCGUUCCCGCGUUUUUACUCUGCGUGCAUCUGGCGACGGCGGUAUCUCCCAUUGCCCUCCUGAUUUUAGCGAUCUGACACGACAAUUUUUGUCCCUCAGAAAAGUUGCAGGGCCUUCCCUGUUAAUAAUACCCUCAUAUGUUUGAACAGGAGAGAGAGUCGCUCCCCCUCUCUUUACGUUAUGCCCCCUUUUUUAUUUUAUUUUAUAUUUUAUUUUUUUUAUUGACCAUUUAUGUUUUGAAAUGUUAGCACCCAUGAUGGAAGAAGAGAUGAAGGACGAAUCAAAGAUUUUUAAAACAGGAAAUAUGAAGAACAAAGAUAACCUCCCCCCACAUUUCCCCGUCUCCAGACUAUCUCUAUCUCCCCUUCCCCCCCCGCCCCUCUCCUCUCACUCAAAUUUCAUCAUUAGAGAAGUGAAGACUCCAAGUGUGUGCAGCAGCAUCUAUAUGUGUGAUGUAUUUUCCUUUCGUGUCUAUUUCUUUUUUUUCUUAUGAUACCAAACUGAUUUCACUUUCUCCGUCUUCCUUUCUUUCUCCCUUAAAUCGAUCUAGGGAUAGAGCUAGGUACACCUGCCCGGUCCCGGUGACGUUUAUGAUUAUCAUUAAUCUUUCCGCAUUAUGCUUUAUAGCCCGCCCACCUGCAAACUGUAUACCCCCUUCCCCCUUAAAUAGAACGAUAUACCCCUGAUAGUCUAUGUUGUCUACGGAGUACACCCUGGACAGCUCCCAGUUGAUAGUGAUAGUUUUU
Blastomyces gilchristii SLH14081 is the source of this 3283-nucleotide messenger RNA. RefSeq lists its product as uncharacterized. The record is from RefSeq and is a predicted model, not a curated record. The coding region runs from base 584 to 2470 and encodes 628 amino acids. NCBI's taxonomy places the organism in Eukaryota, Fungi, Ascomycota, Eurotiomycetes, Onygenales, Ajellomycetaceae. The transcript is spliced from 5 exons.